This is a messenger RNA of Nakaseomyces glabratus, 2286 nucleotides long. RefSeq names its product metalloendopeptidase (gene OCT1). Gene Ontology annotation, biological process: peptide metabolic process. Gene Ontology annotation, molecular function: metalloendopeptidase activity. The record is from RefSeq and is a predicted model, not a curated record. Lineage: Eukaryota; Fungi; Ascomycota; Saccharomycetes; Saccharomycetales; Saccharomycetaceae. Gene Ontology annotation, cellular component: mitochondrion.
AUGUUAAUCCAAAAGAUACUGUUAAACAAAGAAAUCUCGAGACUACCGAGAAUCCUCAGUAUAUUAAACUAUACAGGGCUGAGAUGGCUGUCCGGUUCAUCUGGGAGAAAUACUACAGAGCUCCAACGAAUAUUCGAUGACUCAAAAUAUUGGCAAUCCCUAAGCGAAAAUACUACUCAAUAUACAAAAGAAACAGGUUUAUUCAAGAAUCCGUAUCUGACUUCUACUGAUGGUUUGAGACAGUUCAGUCACGAUUCUUUGCAUAAAGCCCACAAACUUGCUGAGAUUCUAAGAAAUAGCGUCAGUAAGGAAGAGAAAGUACAUUAUAUUAUGAAUUUGGAUCAAUUAAGUGAUACAUUGUGCCGUGUUAUUGAUUUGUGUGAGUUCUUAAGAUCUGCCCAUCCUGAUCAAAGCUAUGUGGAAGCAGCUCAGAUGUGUCACGAGGAGAUGUUUGAAUUUAUGAAUGUUCUGAAUACAGAUGUUGUCCUUUGUAAUAAAUUGAAGGAAGUCCUUGAAGACCCCGAGAUAUUGAAAGUUUUAUCUGAGGAAGAAAGGAAAGUUGGUGAAAUUCUUCUAGAUGAUUUCGAAAAGUCUGGUAUAUAUAUGAAAGCUGGUAUUAGAGAGCAAUUUAUCGAGCUUUCUCAACAGAUCAGUGUUAUUGGGCAAGAGUUUAUAAAUAACACCGAUUAUGUGGCUAAAGAGUUUAUUAAAGUUAAAAGAGAUGAAAUGGACAAGAGUGGUAUUAGUCCUCUACUGACUGCAAGAUUGAAUAGAGAUUUAACGGGAAAAUACUAUAAGAUCCCAACAUAUGGUCAAAUACCAUUACAGAUUUUAAAAUCUUGUCCUGAUGAAGACAUCAGAAAAGAAGUUUGGGCAGCCUUACAUAAUUGCCCUAAAGCUCAAAUUCAACGUUUGAACCAAUUAGUGAGAUUAAGAGUAAUAUUAUCGAAUUUAUUGGGGAAGCAGAGCUAUUCGGAUUACCAGUUGGACAAUAAAAUGGCUGGUUCACCAGAAAAUGUAAAGGGUUUUAUCAAAACUUUAAUGAAUGUCACUAAGCCUUUGGCUGCAAGAGAGCUGGAGUUUAUUGCAAGAGAUAAGUUGAAUGCACCUGAUUCAAGGCAUAUGUCAGAUAAUGAAAUCUUGUCAAUUGUUAAACCAUGGGACAAAAAUUAUUUUUCAUCCAAGUAUGAUUCCGAUAAUGAGAUGGCUAUGAUACGUGAUGAACAACUGCGCUAUUAUUUCUCAUUAGGGAAUGUAAUCAACGGUCUCUCUGAAUUGUUUAAGAGGAUAUAUGGUAUCACCUUACAACCAUCAAGAACUGAAAACGGGGAAACAUGGUCACCAGAUGUUCGUAGACUCGAUGUCAUAAGCGAGGAAGAGGGAUUGGUUGGUGUUAUUUAUUGUGAUCUGUUUGAACGCGUUGGAAAGAUAUCAAAUCCUGCUCAUUUCACGGUAUGCUGUUCAAGACAAGUGUACCCGGAUGAAAAUGACUUUACGACCAUACAGACAGGGCAAAAUUCCGAUGGUACUGUAUUUCAGCUACCUGUGAUUUCAUUAGUAUGCAACUUUAGUACAGUCGCUUUGCCAAAUGGUAAUAGAACAUGUUUUCUACAUAUGAAUGAAAUUGAGACACUAUUUCAUGAAAUGGGGCAUGCUAUGCAUUCAAUGCUUGGUAGAACAAGGUUGCAAAAUAUUAGUGGGACACGUUGCGCUACAGAUUUUGUUGAAUUGCCUAGCAUAUUGAUGGAGCACUUUGCUCGUGAUAUCAGAGUUCUAAGAACCAUUGGAAGUCAUUACGAAACAUCAGAACCUGCUCCGGAGGCAUUAUUGAACGACUAUCUUGAUAAAACUCAAUUUUUGCAACACUGUGAAACAUAUUCACAAGCCAAGAUGGCUAUGCUUGAUCAAAAAUUGCACGGUUCUUUUUCUCUUUCAGAUAUUGAACGCAUUGAUAGUGCAAAGAUUUAUCAGAAACUAGAAACGAGACUACAAGUUCUUGCUGAUGAUGAGAGCAACUGGUGUGGUCGCUUUGGUCACUUGUUUGGAUAUGGUGCGACUUACUAUAGUUAUUUAUUUGAUAGAGCCAUAGCCUCAAAAGUUUGGGACAGUCUUUUUAAAGACGAUCCAUUCAACAGAACUGGAGGUGAGAAAUUCAAAGAAAGGGUAUUAAAAUGGGGUGGACUGAAAAACCCUUGGAGUUGUAUUGCAGAUGUACUUGAAAAGCCUGAUUUAGCCAAAGGUGGCGCUGAGGCUAUGACAUAUAUUGGUGACUCUGAAGAUUUAUAG